Molecule: messenger RNA, 1796 nt
Organism: Xenia sp. Carnegie-2017
Lineage: Eukaryota; Metazoa; Cnidaria; Anthozoa; Malacalcyonacea; Xeniidae
Exons: 5
Coding region: 1296-1676 (126 amino acids)
Source: RefSeq, a predicted model, not a curated record
CAGUUUUUACAGAGAAAAAGUAUUGAUGAGAUGGACGGUCUUUUAAUGAUUACUGCGUUAAAAAAGGAUGUUGCUAACAUGAGAACUAAUGUGGAUCAUUUUUAUAGAUUGUGGUAUAAACAAACUUUGAAACUCUCUGGCAAGGUGAAUCUGGAAGAGAGCAGGAAAAGGAUUGUUGCAAAACAAACCACUUGAUCGAACUCACUCUGCGAUUCUUGUUUAGAGCAUUACAAACUAACUGUGACUAAACCAUUAAUAGAUCAUCUUCAUUCGUCUUUGAAUUCCCAUUUCGACAUGGACAGUGUUACAAUCUAAAAAGGCUUGAGUGUCUUACCUGUUAAAAUGAUUUCACUUCAGGAGAGGGGAAUUGACUGGAAGGAAAAUUUUAAAUACGUUUCUGCUUUUUAUCACGACGAUCCGUCCAAUCCUUUAGCACUGGGUGCGGAAGUAAGACAAUGGUUUCUUUACUGGAAAGGAUACAUUAGGGCACUUCGAAAUACCAUUACUUCUACGUUGAAAUGUGUUAACUUUGCAGGAGAUAAUAAUAUUAAAACAGUUCUUUGCAUUUGACGCACUCUUGCUAUUAUAUCACCCGUUUCGCUCAUUCUAAAUGGGUAUUACUCAGAGUUCUAAAUUUUAGAAUGCGGAAGAUAGCCAAUUUAGAUUGCUUUCUGUGCUAUCUAAAGGCUAUGUUUGUCUCUCCUGACCUCAAUAUCUCUGGGCACUGUUAGUGUGAGACAGAAAAGAUGGCGCUCAGUAGGAGCGGCAAUCGCAGAGUAAAAACCAUACUCUUUGACUGUGAAGACAUACUCUGCGUCUGGGAAACUUAGUAGGAAAAAUAUUUCUCUCUCUCCUAAUGUUGUUCUUCCCAUUCGCACGAUCGAUACAUUUGAAGGCUUUCAAGAAAACCUUAACGAAGGUACAAAUAAUUUACGUGGAACUGGAUCUCGAUAUGAAAGGAGGAGAGUGAAUGAAAACGAAUCCUGGAAGUGUUUGCAAGAUAAUUUAGUAAAGUCGUACAUCGAAAAUUGUGCCAUGUUGCCAGGACAACUCUGCGUAAAAUGUUUAGAAGAUGGGAUACCAGCAAAGAAAGCAGAAAUUAGAUGUCGUGAUUGCAGUCACGGACAGUUCUACUGUUUUGAGUGUGCGGAAUCCCUUCAUCGAACGAGGAAUGUUUUCCAUUUGGUUGAAGUAUGGAAGACUGAUUGUGAAAUGUUUGUUCCAUUACUUUUUGGUGGUAUAUUACGUGACAGUCAGCAUGCUAACUGCUCUUCAACACAAUCACGUACUAUAAUAUGUGUGGAUGGAAAGGUCGGCAGCAUUUAAAAAUUGUUGAACUCUGUCAGUGUAUUAAGGAUGCUGAAAAACUAAUUAAACUCCAGCUGUGGCCAGGCUCAUCUUCUAAACCCAAAAUUGCAUUUCACUUUGACUUCAUGGAUUUUGCUGAAAAAUUCUUGCUCAAGAGCCAUGUAUCCUCGCACAAAUUUUGCAGCACUGUUGAAGUUGAAUAUCCUGAAAUGCUACCUAGACUGGUCAAAAACAUAUAUAAUGUGUUAAACAAUGGAUCAUUCGAUGAAUACAGAUAUUUCAAACACCAAGUCAGAUCAUUAAAGUUCAUACAGAAAGACUUGAUUGAUUAUAGAAAUUGCCCUCUUUGCCCACAAGUCAGUAUUUGAUUUCUUUUUUUCUACUAUUUGCUUUGUGAACUAUUUUAAAUUAUAUGUUUUUUGUCACAUAUAUUAUCAGAACAUUUAAAGUUGUUGUGAAAUAUGAAGUGUUACAUGUUUACCAUAAAA